CGGAUCUUUAAGCAUAAUACUAAUUUUCUUCAUCAAUUGCAACAGAUACAGCAGCCACAAACAAAAGUAUCUUUUCUUUUUUAAUAAUUGUAAUUGGUCUCCCACCACAAGCGCGCGAAGACAUGAGAAAGUAAAAGUCGCUUUGCCUUAGUCAGUAGAGUCAGUACUUAUCAUUCUAAAGUAACAGUUUCUCGUAGUAUGGGUUAAAGUCAGACUGUCAAGUUCUGACAUAUGAUUCUCUUUUUAAAAGAAAUGCUUUAGAUAAUAUUUCUGAACGAAAAAAAAAACCAUGUGGUGGCUUAUUCUAUUAAGUUAUAUAACUGUUGCACAUUCAUUACGUCUCGCGGCGUAUAUUUCAUCUGGCGGUCUGCACGGAGAAAUUCGAUUCGAAAAAGCCACGGACACGUCUGUGAGAAUUCGGUUUUCCCUUCAAGCUACUUUGCAAUAUCCGGAUCAACAAUGGUAUUGGUCAAUUACUCAGUUUCCCGUUGAUUAUACGCUUAUAAAUAAUAGAUGCGACGAACGAUAUCUUGGAGAAAAUGUUAUAGAUCUUACAGAAUUAAUUGGACCGUUAGAUCUGCCUGGAAAUGAAACUGGAGUAGUGGAAGUUCCAGGUAUAAGUUUAACAGGAAAAAUGGGUUUAUGGGGUAAAGGCUUAAUACUUAGGGACACAUACUCAUCUAGGAUCAUCUGUGCUUCGAUCACGGUGCUGGAAAAAAAUGUAGAAAAAGUUGCAAGAGCACAAUUCUAUGGGCCCGUAGCUGGAACUGUUUGGUUCCGAUGGCUAGGCAGUAAUACUGGUGAUAAUACUACUAAUGCAAUAAUUUAUACAGAUCUGCAUCAUGUUAACAAACAGAAAUUGCAAAGCAUAGACUAUACAGAGCAUUAUUGGAAGAUUUAUGUAACUGAUAUUUUCGACAUUGGCAAAGAUAAAUCAAGUUGCAAUAUUCUACAAACUGUUUUUGAUCCUGAUAAUGCUGGUAAUGGAAAAGGUAUUGGUGACAUUGAUGUGCGUUUAGGCAAGAUAAAGGUAGCUACAAAUCAUAACAAAAGGUAUAAAACUUUGUACAGAGAUUCAGAACUAUCUCUACUACCUGCUGAUUUACUUGGUCCUCAUCGCCUCAUAUACUUAGUAAUCUUUCAUCCAACACACGAUGAUUCCUUCCUAGUUUGUACCAAGAUCAAUCACUGGAAAACUAUGUCUACCAAAACUUUAAUAAAUUCUCAUGGUAUAAAAGGAGAGAUGACAUUGACUCAAGUAACACCAUUUGAACCAACAUGGGUUAAUAUAUCCUUAACACCAGUAAAUGAUUUGGAAACAAGAUUACGAUAUGCUACUAAGAUAAAAUCAUAUAAAAUUCAUGAAUUACCUCCAGAAACGACAAAAACUGUAAGCAACACUGCUGUUGUAUGUAAUGCUACUGGGAAAGUAUACAAUCCAAGUCAUAUAGAUGAAACAACAAUACCACCAGCAGGACUUGGAACUCAAGAUCAAUAUGCUAUUGGAGAUCUCUCUGGAAAACUUCAAGGACGCAAAGAAGGAUCAUACCAUAAUGAUAUCUUAUCGGGAAGUGCCAAACUCAUUGGAAUUUAUUGGGAUACAUAUCUUCCACUUUCAGGAAUUUACAGUGUAACUCAUAGAAGUCUUGUUCUUCAUAAGUAUAAUGAAACUGAUAAUAUUAGUAUAAUGCCGUGGGUAUGUGGAAUGUUAAGUCCCCAUUUACCAGAUAAUAGCGGGCAGAUGGCAAUGAUAACAGCACAAGUAAUAUACAGAUAUCCUAUUGUUGGAAGGAUAACAUUCCGUCAACCACAAAACGAUCCUCAAAUGGACACAACUAUUAUAAUUGAAUAUUUAGUGCAUGCAGAUGGUAAUGCUUUAAACAACUCAGCAUUGCAUAGAUGGAUGAUUCACGAUAAUGCACCAGGGAAAGAUUACUAUAAUUGGACAGGUAGAUGUUUGAGUGCAGGAGAUCCUUAUAAUCCUUAUAAGGCAGAGUGGGAUUCAAAGCAUUCUGAACAUUGUUCAAUAGAUGAGACAACAUCGUGUAGAGUAGGUGAUUUAAAAAGACAUGGUACAAUCGAUAUUGCUGGAAGAAAACUUUAUGCAUCUAUUUUAACUAGAAAACUCUUUACGGAUACACUAUUAUCUUUGUCUGGACCUAAUAGUAUUAUAGGGAAAAGUUUAGUUAUAUAUGACGAUAAUGGACCACGUGCAAGAGGAGAAAGACUAGCAUGUUCAAUAAUUAGCAAAGUAUACCGUCGUAAAGCUGUAGUAAAAGAUUGGUUUGGAAAUGGAGAAAAUAUUUCGUUAAGAGGAAAAUUGGAAUUCAUACAACAAUCCGAAUAUGAUGUUACAAAUGGAGAAAUAACUCUUGAUGGUCUCAAUGGAAAAAUGAGUGGAUAUCAUGUACACAUGACUUCAGUAGAACAUGAUUUAGAGUUCCCCUGUGAAGGCACAUCUUUGUAUGGUCACUGGAACCCAUUUGGUGUAAAUAUAAGUAAUGGUACACCACAACCUGGAGAAGGAACAAGUGACCAAUAUGAAAUGGGUGAUCUCAGUGGAAAAUUUGGAACUUUAGAAAACAGAAAAAGAUAUAUAUCAACUUUUAAUGAUACAAUGCUUCCAUUAUUUGGACCAAGAAGUGUGCUGGGUCGAAGCAUAGUAAUUCAUAAAAAAGAAAAGAACAUAAGAUGGGCAUGUUCAACUAUAGAACGAGGAUAUUCACCAUCUGAAGCUAGCGAACUUAGAGCUAUUGCUUCUUUUCAUCAUCCACAAGGAUUUGCAUAUGGAUACAUAAAAAUGACGCAACUAGUACAUAGAGAUGGUGCUGAAAGUGAAACCAUAAUCGAAGUAAAACUUCGUCAUCCUGGUAAACAUGAUCGUAAUAUUACAAAAAAUCAUAACUGGGCGAUAUAUGUAAAUCCAGUUGGUGUGGAUGCAUCUGUACAAGUAAAAGACACUAGAUGUGUAGCAGGUGGAUAUAUAUGGAAUCCCCAUUUUACUCAAUUGGCAGACCCUCUAAACGAUGACCUAUAUAAGCAAGAAUGUGGUUCUGAUUUACCAUUAAGAUGUUACAUAGGAGAUUUAUCAGGCCGAUUGGGAUCCAUUAACAUAGGAUUAGAAAGACAAGUUUUUACAGAUUCAAAUUUUCCUUUAAGUGGAUCAGUAUCAGCUAUGGGAAGAUCUAUCGUUAUUUUCGAUCAAAAUUUUGGAAGCAAUAGAUUUGCUUGUGCUAAUAUUGAACCAGAUAAUGAUAUUGUGAAAUAUGCAAACAUAAGGAAACCACCACGUUUUGUAGUGGCACAAUUUUUAGAAGAUGUACGAAAAGUUAUGGGAAUCCCUGAAUGGAUGUUAUCUAUAGAUAAUAGACAAACUAAAACUUUACAUAAUGGAGCAUGCAUUCAAUUUCUAUUACAUUUUAAAGGUCCACUUGUCAAUAAAAUGGAAGAAGAUUUUAACAAACUUAUGUCUACUGGACGAUUAGAAACACCAAGUUUAUACAUUCCAGGAUAUGUUCCAACAAAACGUAAAGCUACUUUAGGUUAUCGACAAUGUGGAAGUCGAGAUCCAAAUGACAAAAGUUCUAAUUUUUCAGGAUCAAGUACAUCUCCACAAAUUCCAUCACAGCUAAUAUUAAUUUUGAUUACAUUCUUUAUAAGUUAUAGCAUAAAUGGAUUAUAAAUUACAUUCCAAAAAUUUUACUUAAAGUUGAUAUGUCUUAAAGAUAUUUAGUAAAAAUUGUUACAGUAUUUUAAUAUUCAAA
Messenger RNA from Megalopta genalis, 3764 nucleotides. Lineage: Eukaryota; Metazoa; Arthropoda; Insecta; Hymenoptera; Halictidae. The record is from RefSeq and is a predicted model, not a curated record.